Messenger RNA from Ornithorhynchus anatinus (platypus), 1711 nucleotides. RefSeq names its product GRAM domain containing 2A (gene GRAMD2A). Gene Ontology annotation, molecular function: phosphatidylinositol-4,5-bisphosphate binding. NCBI's taxonomy places the organism in Eukaryota, Metazoa, Chordata, Mammalia, Monotremata, Ornithorhynchidae. The record is from RefSeq and is a predicted model, not a curated record. Gene Ontology annotation, biological process: regulation of store-operated calcium entry. Bases 186 to 1376 code for a protein of 396 amino acids. The transcript is spliced from 13 exons. Gene Ontology annotation, cellular component: endoplasmic reticulum membrane; organelle membrane contact site; extrinsic component of cytoplasmic side of plasma membrane.
CUGUUUGGCUUCGCUGAGUUUAGUUCUGGAAACCAGGUACUAGGCUGCCUGAGCCCCCUCUGAAACAUCUCUGUCUGACGGGUCUCAUCUGAUGGGUCCCCUUCCGGAAGGGAUCCGCCUCCCUCAAGGAGCAGAUGCUUGGGUGGAUGAACGGAUAGGGUCGUGACCGGGCCAGCUCCAAGCAAAUGCACGAGAAAGCAGCUUCGCUGAAGAGUUCCACACCUAGCCAGGAGAAACCCGAAGCCUCCCCCAAGGAAAGGAACUUGGAGACUCUGGAUGAGAGAACAUUGUUUGAUGCUGGUGCGGGAGGCGAUCAGUCCACCGACUGGAUGAUGGCCUUUGCAGAGCUCCACCGAUCCCCCGCUCCCUCACCACCAUUUCCACGCGGGCAAGAACUGGAACCUGUGAAUCAGCCAGAGAUCUCAAAGGAUGAAGAAAAGAAGUGCAACAGAGAAGGGAUCCCAAAUAAAUAUAACAAUCAGUAUCACAAGCUGUUCAAGGAUGUCCCCUUAGAUGAAACCGUUUUGAAAGUGUGCUCCUGUGCGCUUCAGAAAGAUAUCCUCAUUCAAGGGCGGCUCUACAUCUCCUCCAAUUGGCUCUGCUUCCAUGCCAACCUCUUUGGGAAAGACAUAAAGGUUGUUAUCCCAGUGAUUUCUGUCCAGAUGAUAAAGAAGCACAAGAUGGCUCGACUCCUUCCCAACGGGUUGGCCAUCACCACCAACACAAGCCGGAAGUACAUCUUCGUGUCACUGAUUUCCCGGGACAGCGUGUACGAUACGCUGAGGAGAGUCUGCACGCACCUCCAGGCUUCCAGUAAGAAGAGUUUGAGUGUAAAAGAAUAUCCAGAUGAACCUGACUCCGAGUCCCUGGAGGCCUUGGUUCCAGAAGUGAAGUGGAGGAAGGUGUCCCCAACAUCCCUGUCACUGUCCCUGCCGGAGGGGGACUUCCCGUGCAUCCACCGGACCUCCGCCAGCAGCCUCAGCACUAAGGAGAGCUCUUUCCGUUCACAGGAGCCUCUGGGGUCAGAGAGUACUAUAAACACGGAAGAGGAACUGGAGGUGGAAACAGGCUGCAUCGCUGAACUGAGGCCCCUGGAUUACUAUCUCCUCAAACUCUUCUUUGUGCUAAUCUGCCUUCUGGUCGUGUCCUCAUCCUACCUGGCAUUCCGAAUAUUCCGCCUGGAGCAGCAGCUCUGCUCCCUGAAUAGGGAUUACCUCUCUCACGAGCACAGGAUGGGCCUGCCUGCUGGUCACCUGGUGAUGCUCCAAACUUUGACCUGGAAGUCACCCACCACUCAGCCCCAUCCCAGCUCCAAGCACCUUGGGUCAAGAGGAGUCUCAGGCCAGGGGCCUGCGGGUUUUGGGAUGGCUUGGUGAUGGUUGGGUUGGGACAGAAAUGGCCAUCCUGUGUGACUUGAGCCUCCGAAACCGCUGUGCAGUGCUUGUCAUCACAAAGAGGGCUCGGGAGCACUCAGUCCCAGCAUCCUGGCUGCUGGGAUGGAGCUGGCUCAGGGGCCCCGGUGCUGGGCCGUCACGGUGGCUUGUAAACCAGUAUUUAUACGGGCCCAUUCUGGGUUGGCCAGGGUUCUUUGGAUCCCCCACAAAAUUUGUACAACUAGCUCUCCUAUCGUCCCAGGGUGAUGCCCGGCAUAGCUCACACUGGCGGUAAUAGGCUGUGAAAAUAUUUUAAAUAAAGAAAGAUAUUUUCUAGA